Messenger RNA from Mauremys mutica (yellowpond turtle), 6613 nucleotides. Its product is annotated as dual oxidase 2-like. Gene Ontology annotation, molecular function: heme binding; superoxide-generating NAD(P)H oxidase activity; peroxidase activity. The transcript has 33 exons. Gene Ontology annotation, biological process: defense response; superoxide anion generation; response to oxidative stress. Gene Ontology annotation, cellular component: plasma membrane; NADPH oxidase complex. NCBI's taxonomy places the organism in Eukaryota, Metazoa, Chordata, Testudines, Geoemydidae. The record is from RefSeq and is a predicted model, not a curated record. Bases 116 to 4654 code for a protein of 1512 amino acids.
AGAGCCGGCCAGGCAGGAGGCACCGGGGCGAGAGCGCUGCGCGGCACCGCACACGAGGCGCGCCCGCUGUCCAGAGGCAUCAGUGGGAGGGUCUCCCAGGAAAAGUACAACCGUCAUGGCCAGGACUAAGACUUGGAUCCUGGCCUUGGUUGGGUGGCUCCUCUCCGGGACGUGGAGUGCAGUGGGUGCUCAAGAGAACGUUCACUGGGAAGUCCAGCGCUAUGACGGCUGGUACAACAACCUCCUGUACCACAACCAUGGCUCUGCAGGUUCCAAGCUGCUGCGUCUCCUGCCAGCUAACUAUGCCGAUGGCGUGUACGAGCCCCUGCAGGAGCCGCACGUGCCCAACGCUCGCAGGCUCAGCAACGUGGCUGCACGGGGGCCCUCCGGGCUGGCCUCCAGCAGGAACAGAACCGUGCUGGGUGUCUUCUUUGGUUUCCAUGUGCUCUCGGAGAUCAUGGCGGUGGAGAAUCCCGGCUGCCCUGCUCAAUUCAUAAACAUCCGCAUCCCUGCGGGAGACCCCGUGUUUGACCCUGACAAUGCUGGAGACGUGGUCCUACCCUUCCAGCGCAGCAAGUGGGCUGUGGAGUCAGGGCAGAGCCCCAACAACCCCCGAGAACAGAUAAACAUGGUGACAGGCUGGCUUGAUGGAAGUGCCAUUUAUGGCCCUUCCCAUUCCUGGAGUGAUGCCUUGAGGAGUUUCUCUGGUGGGAAGCUGGCUUCUGAGACUAAAGAGAACUUCCCGAAGCAGACGGACGGAAGAAACUUCAUGUGGAAGGCUCUGGAUCCGUCCACAGGAAAGGGGGGCUCCGAAGGGAUCUAUGAUUUUGGGAAUGCCAGAGGGAACGAGAACCUUUUCCUGCAGGCCGAGAGCAUCGCCUGGUUCCGCUACCACAAUCACUGGGCCUUGAAGCUGGCCCAGGAGAACCCCAGCUGGUCGGACGAGGACGUGUUCCAGCACGCGCGCAAAUGGGUUGUUGCCACCUACCAGAAUAUCGUGCUGUACGAGUGGCUGCCGACAUUCCUACAGAAAACCAUCCCGUCGUACACAGGUUACAAGCAGCAUGUGGAUCCCAGCAUCUCCACCGAGUUUCUGGCUGCCAUGGGGCACUCCCUGGCGACCAUGGUGCCCCCUGGAGUCUACAGGAGAAACAAGAACUGCAGUUUCCAGGAAGUGCUCAAUCAAGACAACAGCAAGUCGCCGGCCUUCCGACUCUGCAACAGCUACUGGUGCAGAAAGAACCCCAAUGUCCGGACGACGCAUGACGUGGACGACCUGCUGCUGGGGAUGAGCUCCCAGAUCGCAGAGCUGGAGGACAACGUGGUGGUGGAGGAUCUCAGAGAUUACUGGUAUGGGCCCCUGAAGUACUCUCGCACUGACUACGUGGCCAGCUACAUCCAGCGGGGGCGAGACCUCGGUCUUUCCACCUAUGCCAAGGCCAGGGAGCUCUUUGACUUAAAGCCUGCCGCGAACUGGUCACUUUUCGCCCACGUGGACAAAGAGGUCCUUGGGAAUGUAUCUGCCUUAUACGACAACGACAUCUCCAAGCUGGAACUCCUGCCGGGGGGCAUGCUGGAGAGCAACGGAGACCCUGGAGACCUCUUCAGUGCCAUCAUCUUGGACCAGUUUACGCGCCUGCGUGACGGGGACAGGUUUUGGUUCGAAAACACUAAGAACAGGUUAUUCACAGAUGAUGAAAUUAAAGAGAUUAAAAAGACCACAUUCCAUGAUGUCCUUCUUAAUGUCACCUAUGCGGAGCUGCAAGAUGUACCAAUGCAGGUGUUUAACUGGAAUGCUAGUGAGUCGGAUCCAUGUCCUCAGCCCCAGCAGUUGACUGUGGAAAAGCUGGCAAACUGCACGCCCCUGACAGUGCUGGACUAUUUUGAAGGCAGCGGAGCUGGAUUCGGGCUUAUCCUCGUCGCCCUCUGCUGUUUUCCUUUAGUGAGUUUAUUUGUUGCCUGGAUCGUCGCUACUUUCCGCAAGCGCGAUUUCAAGAGGCUGCAGAGAAAAGCGAACCCCAGCAUGAAGAGAGAGGUGUCGGGCGAAGGAGUGCAGGCCUUGGAGUGGCUAGGUCCCAAGACAGACAGCAAUCUCAUCUACCUUCAGCUUCAUCCAGACAAGAUUAUCAAAGUGCUGGACAACCGGCGAGCCGUGCUCCGCAGCAUCAGUCUGAAAAACCAACAGCAGGUGGACAUGGUCCUCUCCAUCAACAAAGGGAACAAAGCUUUGCUCCUGAAGAUUCCCAAAGAGUAUGACCUGGUGUUGCUUUUUAAUGGCGAGGCGGAGCGAAGUGACUUUGUCCGGAAGUUGACCGACUACUUGGAGAGGAACGGACUGUCUCUCAACGUGUCUGACCUGACAGAACGCAGCCUGCUGAAGAGGGCUGUGACCAAAGAGCAGAGGAAGCAGAUCCUGGAGACUUUCUUCAGACAUUUAUUUGCCCAGGUGCUGGACAUUGACAAGUUGGAUGCUGGAGACCUCAACUUUGAAACAUCAUUGACACCAAAAGAAUCUCUCAAGUGUGAGCUGAGCCGGGCUGAGUUUGCAGAGUCGCUGGGGCUCAAACCCCAGUCCAUGUUUGUGGAGUCCAUGUUUUCGCUUGCUGACAAAGAUGGCAAUGGAUAUCUCUCUUUCCGAGAGUUUCUGGACAUCUUGGUGGUCUUCAUGAAAGGGUCCCCAGAGGAGAAGUCAAAGCUGAUGUUCACCAUGUACGACGUUGACGGGAAUGGCUUCCUCUCCAAGGAAGAGCUCUUCAGGAUGCUGAGGUCCUUCAUCGAGAUCUCCAACAACUGCCUCUCGGGCGAUCAGAUGGAGCAGGUGAUUGAGUCCAUGUUCCAAGCAUCGGGCUUUCAGGAUAAGCAGGAGCUGACGUGGGAGGAUUUUCAUUACAUGUUGCGAGACCAUGACAGCGAGCUGCGCUUCACCCAGCUCUGCAUCAAAGGAGUUCCUGACGUGUUCAGGCAAAACAUGAGCAACCGCGUCUCCUUCAUAAACCGGGCCAAUGCCAAUGGGGCAACACCUCGCCAGCCACAUUUAUACACCGAGGCCCAAAGGACAAAAUAUGAGCGGAGCAAAGUUUACCAGAAGAUCCAGCAGUUCAAGCGUUUCAUCGAGAAUUACAGGCGUCACAUUGCCUGCGUGGUUCUGUUCUCUGCCAUCACUGCCGGCGUGUUUGCGGAGAGAGCAUAUUACUAUGCAUUUGCAUCGCCAGCAACAGGAAUUGCAGACACCACCUACGUGGGCAUCGUCAUCUCCCGGGGGGCAGCAGCCAGCAUCUCCUUCAUGUACUCCUACAUCCUGCUCACCAUGUGCCGCAACCUCAUCACCUUCCUGCGCGAAACCUUCCUCAACCGCUACAUCCCCUUUGACGCCGCCGUGGACUUCCAUCGCUGGCUCGCUAUGGCGGCCCUGAUCUUUUCAAUUCUCCACACCGGGGGCCAUGUAGUGAAUGUCUAUAUCUUCUCGGUCAGCCCACUCAGCAUUCUGUCCUGCCUCUUCUCCAACGUCUUCAUGGAUGAUGGGUCACAGCUGCCCCAGAAGUACUACUGGUGGUUCUUCGAGACCAUCCCAGGCAUGACCGGGGUGCUGCUGCUGGUGAUUCUGGCAGUGAUGUACGUGUUCGCCUCCCACCACUUCCGGCGCAUCAGCUUCCGGGGGUUCUGGAUCACGCACCACCUCUACGUGCUGCUCUACAUCAUGGUCGUUAUCCAUGGCAGCUACGGCCUGGUCCAGCAGCCCCGCUUCCACAUCUAUUUCAUCAUCCCAGCUCUCAUCUACGGGGCAGAUAAGCUGAUCAGCCUGAGCAGGAAGAAGGUGGAGAUGAGUGUGCUGAAAGCUGAGCUCCUCCCUUCAGGUGUUACUUAUCUCAAGUUCCAGCGGCCGCAGGAUUUUGAGUACAAGUCCGGGCAGUGGGUGCGAAUUGCCUGCCUGUCGCUGGGGACAAAUGAAUACCACCCCUUCACCCUGACCUCUGCACCCCAUGAGGACGCGCUGAGCCUACAUAUCCGAGCUGCAGGCCCCUGGACCACCCGGCUGCGGGAGCUGUACUCCCCUGAGACUGUGGCUGAAAUCGGCAGAUAUCCCAAGCUCUAUCUGGACGGGCCGUUCGGUGAGGGCCACCAGGAGUGGAACAAGUUUGAAGUCUCUGUGCUGGUGGGAGGAGGCAUCGGGGUGACUCCUUUUGCCUCCAUCCUCAAAGACCUGGUCUUCAAGUCCUCGGUCAGCUCCAAGAUGCCGUGCAAGAAGAUCUAUUUCAUCUGGGUGACACGGACCCAGCGGCAGUUCGAGUGGCUGGCUGACAUCAUCCGCGAGGUGGAGGAGAACGACCAGCACGACCUGGUGUCUGUGCACAUCUACAUCACCCAGCUGGCUGAGAAGUUCGACCUGCGCACCACCAUGCUGUACAUCUGCGAGCGGCACUUCCAGAAGGUGCUGAACCGGAGCCUGUUCACAGGGCUGCGCUCCAUCACGCACUUCGGGCGGCCCCCCUUCGUGCCCUUCUUCAAGUCCCUGCAGGAGGUGCAUCCCCAGGUGUGGAAGAUCGGCGUGUUCAGCUGCGGCCCCCCGGGGAUGACCAAGAAUGUGGAGCAAGCCUGUCAGCAGAUCAACAAACUGGACCAGACCUACUUUGUGCAUCACUAUGAGAACUUCUAACCCCCCCGCCCCCACAGACACACAGCCCUGUCCCGGCGUGAGCGCUGUUCCCUGGGUUGCCGUGGGGCCAGCUGCUCUGUGAACUAGGCGCUUCCAGAGUCCUGGGAAAGGUUCCCUGCCACUUUUCAGACGGGAGCUGCUGGGUGUCCAUGGCACAUCCCCCACACAGCCUCACGGAGAUGCCCUCCUGGAGCCGCACUGUCCCAGGAGGGAAUUGCAAGGGGGCUGGGGAUCUGCGCGGCAUUGGCAGCAGGUUCCUGGAAAUCACUGCCCAGCGCGGAGCGGCUUGGCCUGUGAUUUAUGGAAACCCCAGCGGCAGCAUAGCCAGCCAGCCAACGCUGCUCUCCCAUCCUGUGGGGACGCACCAGGUCCUGGCAUGAGUGUCUUGCACCGUUCCGUUAAGGCUUCCUUUUGUGUGAGUCUGACCUUAGGAACCGAUGAAAAGGGGCUUUGAUUGGGACUGUGUCAGCCUCUGUACUAGCAUCCGGCAGCUCCUUGCUGUGUCACGGAGGCCCUGAAACAAGGGGCUUCUGUUCCAGGGUAGCAUCACUGGAAUGCAGUCCUCCUGGAUUUCUGACCUACUUUCCUGUGGCCAGCUCCCCGGAGCAGGUGUGUGCGUGCGUGAGAGAGAGAGAGACCUCCGCCACUCAGCUGUGCUCCAGAGCAGUGGCUGGAAUUUUACAGCGAGACACUGGCAUUAAGCAACUGAAAUGCAAAUCUUACCGAACGUAAAGACUUCAGAUAAAAGAGCCCUUGGGCGCAGUCCUGUCCCACUGAUUUUAAUGGCAAAGCUGCCAUUGACUUCACUAGGGCCAGAGUUCUAGGUUGCACUCAAACAACAAUCCAAUGCGGAGAAAUUGACUCUCUGUGACCCCAAGCAGCUCUGCGGGUGGGCAGGCAGAGGGAGAGGAAGCAGAACGCCUGGGAGGACUUGGGGCAAUGUGUUUUUGGGGGUGUCAUGUGGCCCUCGCCUGCCCCAGCACAGCCCUCAGAGGAGCUCAGCACCAGCAUUUUCAUGUCCAGGGAUUGUGGCCCGCAGCAGUGUGGUGUGCUAGGGUGUGUGGAAAGGGGAAACCAGCAGACCCACACCAGAUUGCUUUGGGCAAGGAGGGUGUCUGCACAACUCCAGCUGAAGAGGAAUCUUCAGCUAAGGGACCUUAGGAGGCUUUUCAGCUUGGCAGACAGCAGUACAAAGAGCACCGGGAUGCUUGCAAGUAAAUCCAGGACAGAGCUGGUUGCUGGGGCCCCCUGAAAGGGCUUCUGGGUGGGCCUGAGCCAUUGGAAUAGAGUGAAAAGGGGGUUUGUUCCACGGGGCUGGCGUGGAAUGUAAGUGGUGCCUAGAGCUUGUGCUGUGCUCCUGCAGGGACGAACGGUUCUCCUCUCUGCUAAUGACCGUAGCCAUCCGCAUAACACAGCCCGUUUCCUGCUCCUACGAGGGCUGAGUUGCCAUUUGCUUUCCCAUUCAAACCCAUUUCCACCAUUUGCCCAGCUCUCGCCUGCUCGCACUACAACACAGAGAUAUGUGGCUCCCUUGUUUGGCCACUCAGGUGAGCAUUGUAUUGGAGCAAGUGCCUGCAUUAAAGCAGUGCUUGCUGGCUGCUACCAAAAUAAACUAUUCAUUCAUUGCACUUGCUGCUGCUUUUAAAGUCCGACCCAUUUUGUCUGUGUUUGGUCCCUUUAUGUAUUUAAUGGCUACGCCCAUAACUCUUAUUUUUGUUGGCAUAUCACCAAAAAGCCCGGUGUAAUUUGCUAGCUGACUAUUCACGCCUCUUGUAAGAAAGGCAAUAAUGAUUACUGCAAACUGUCCCAGUAUUAAAAUACCCUUUUUGUGAAUUGUAAAUGUUAAGCUUCAUGUUUCAGAACCAUAGCUGGAAAGUGAAAUCAUUAAUCUAGAUGAGCUGUGAAUGUGUAAAUUCAAAUGACUGAUUUUAAGGCAUUUCCAAAAUAAAACUGGUUAAA